UGAAGCUAAAGUAAAAGCUGUCAGUCAGAUAAAUUAAUUAAUUAAUACUUUUUAAUGUAAACAAUUAUUCUCAAGACGAAAGACUGUAUCUGCUGAUCUGUCGUGGUAGUUUAAUUUAUAGUGACGCGUUUAAAUGUAGAUUGAUCCACCAACCGGGCCCCGAGAGAAUUCAUUUAUUCACAAAGGAAUCGAGGCAAUUACGCUCAAAGAUUUCGAUGUUGUUUCGACUAACUACCGAACGCCGGCGACAGCCUGAAUACGAAUUGUCCGACACGCCCGUCUAAUACAACUAACAAUACAUUCCGCAACUUGGUCAAAUUUCCCUUAGAAUCGGGUAAAUUCGUGUUGGCAUUUCUAUAUUAUGUUAAAGGAAGCACCCCCGAUGGUCGACGAGCGAAAACUCCAAGGACAUUUCAACAACUCACGGAGUUUUGUAGCUUUCUUGUUAGGUCAAAAAGUUGGGUUUGCUUUAUACGAGCACUCGUAUUACGACGGCUUUGUUACCCGAAACUGGAAACUAAGCCCCUUGGGAUAUAAUUUCGCUGCAACAUUUCUAGAGCUAGUAAAAUUUAACAAGGUCCAUAUAAGAGUAAUAAGAUGUCUACGGUUUUUUGUCACAACUUUCUUUAUGAAGGGCUUUCAGGGUACUAUAGACGAAGUUAAUAAGCGCCUACAAAUAAUGUAAUCGCAAUGCGGCAUGAUGUGAGUACAAUAAGGUUAUAAUAUUUGUCUAUUAUUAUAUUAGUCUCUUUAAUCGCAGUAGCGGACGGUCAAAAAAAAAUUAAAUGCCAAAAUUGACAGUUACGUAACAAAUGGAAUAUCAAUUUUUACUUUUAUAUGGUAUUGUUUAUUUGAAAUAGUUAAAAGCGGUAGUGCAAUAAAAAUGGCAGCUAUUCCGAGUAACCAAUUUCCUACAAAGCGCGAGCUGCCGAAACUGAUGGCAUGUAUGACUAAAACUAGUUUGGAAAAUAUGAGGAACAAGGUUAUUUAUGCCAUGGACGCGCUGGACUCGAAGGCAGUAAGGAGGCGUAAGUUACCGCUACACGAGUGCCUGAUUUUGGAGCUAAGAGAAGCGGGAUAUCGCGAAGCUUCCGACUACAUACAAGACCUUCUGUACGACAACAUGCAAUUAGUCAUGGAAGAUGAUAUCGGCAUUAUAAUCGAUCUUACCAAUAGACCCGAUUAUCUGGAACAUAUUUGUGGCGAGCUACAGAAAGCUGAAAAAGAACGGGAUAAAGGAAACUCCAAAAGUGAAGCCCUGUAUUUAUUGGGCCUAGCAAUGUGCUACGCUGAAAAGGGAAAGGGGAUACUUUGGUUGGCGGAAAAAUUCUACAUGGCAUCUAUUGCUGUGGCCAGCCAGUAUUUGGUGGACGGCGGACGGCAAAAAGGAUGCUGCAAAUAUCAUUACGCGAAAUUUUUGCUUGACAAGUUUCCAGGAGUUGAUCAAGAUGAGCCUUUUCAAAUUUUGACUCAAGUUCGGGAUUCUGCUAUUGGAAAGCCAUGGCUCCUUCACGAGCCUGCAGAAGGCGAUCAGAAAGAACAAUCAAAUGAGACACUGUUUAAAGCAACAGCACUGCAACUGCACAGAGUUUUGAUCAGCCAAGCACGAACAGUUCGCAAGCACGAUCCGGGGAAGGCAGAACGGCUAUCUCGCUUGGCUGAACGGCGCGCCGUAGACGCUGAAGAAACGGAUAAAACUGCGGACGCCAUAAUCGAAAUCGGAAUUUGUCAGUUGGCUAUCAACAACUUGAACAAUGCCCAGAAGACGUUUGAACGUGCGUUCAAGAUCCACACCGAGAGCAGCAACAUCAAGGGCAUAUGCGAUUGUAAAAUGCACAUGGCGGCUGUUAUGCAAAAAUUAGGUGAUCACGAGACGGCAGCCAAGCUGCUCACGGAGAUGGGCAGCCUGGCGAUGGAGCACGGCCUCCGACUGCAGCUCGGCCGCGCGCUGCACCUCAUAGGAGAGCUGCAUCUCAGGCGAGAACGACCCGAGCUGGGUACCCAACACUUGAAGGAAGCAUUCGCCUGCUUUAUGGGAUUCAAUUGGCAAUAUCCCGGUGCACAGGCAUCACUGGAUAUGGGUAACAUUGGAAGUGAGUUGGGGAUAAUUUUUGAGAAGAAAACAGAGGUUUAUGAGGAGGAAGCGGAACAAUCAAGAUUAAUGAUGGCGAUAUCCUCAGGUCAAGAGAAGAUGGCGUCAUAUUUCGGUAUGCUAAAGGAAGCCAAGGACUGCACGAUAGCUAAAAUGAAAAUCAUUGAAUGGAAGCUGUCACUUGCUCCUUGGUGGAUGAAGAGAACACACCAUAACUUUUUACCCUGUCCGUGCUCACAGCAUCGCAGAACACCAUUGGACGUGUUAAGAACAAAGUUGGAGUUUGAACGGAAACAAAUGGAGAUGCAGUCAAGAGAGGACACUCUGCAGAGAAAUAAAAGUGCUCAGCAAUUGACAAGUGAAAAUGUUUUAUAGAGCAAAUAUUUGUUUCCUGAGACAAAUCAGGCUGUAAUAAGGUAAAUAAAUCAUACGAUUAUAUUUUUC
Cydia pomonella (codling moth) is the source of this 2536-nucleotide messenger RNA. RefSeq lists its product as uncharacterized. The coding region runs from base 884 to 2467 and encodes 527 amino acids. Gene Ontology annotation, molecular function: protein binding. The transcript has 10 exons. The record is from RefSeq and is a predicted model, not a curated record. NCBI's taxonomy places the organism in Eukaryota, Metazoa, Arthropoda, Insecta, Lepidoptera, Tortricidae.